Molecule: messenger RNA, 8934 nt
Organism: Porites evermanni
Lineage: Eukaryota; Metazoa; Cnidaria; Anthozoa; Scleractinia; Poritidae
Source: the annotation of a GenBank genome assembly
AUGAGUGAGUCUGAGCGUCGACAGAUAGGAUAUAACAGCCUCUUGGAAGCAGAUGGACAAAAUCAAUCGUCAGAAGCGACAAACAGUGAGCCAGUGCAAGCAAGUAAUAUUUCACUUUGCAAGCGAAUCGUGAUAUGGAGAAGAUACCUAAUAUUGAUUUUAACGCCGAUAUUACUCAUGCCUCUUCCGAUCGCAGUACCUGGAAGGGUAAGAAGAAUUUGCUUUUUUAUAUGUUGGUGUACAGGAGUUUCUUAUUGUAAACAAUACACACUAACUAGAUGGUACUGAAUAGUGAAAAAGACUGAAAUGUCAAAUCGUACGAAAGUGAAUCGUGUUCGGGUUAAGGUUAGGCCGGAAAUAGUUCUGCUCCUUAUCUUAAAGUGUCGAGAAGAUGAUGUCUUCUUGCGGAAACGUCAGAACGCUUUCUUUUGUAUUAUCACGGUCAGCUGUUAGUAACGCAUUUUUAUCUGUUUAAUUUACGAAAGCCUUCUUUCGACGUCUUCGACAGAUGCCGCAUGAAUUCAAACAAAAUUCAACUUCACAAAUCACAACAUUAGCCUUGAAUGUUCAAAACUGAUCGAGCGUUUUCGGUGUUCUCUUGCUCAACCCGGGAUAGGAGCGGGGUGGGGGGUGGACGACAUCCAUGUAAAGAUGACAGGGAUGCUCGUUGUCUAGCCGAGGGGUAAAAAUUGCAGAUUUCUAUUUUACCUGUUCAGGACGGGAAAAUGAUAUUUACAGCUGUAAAGAUAUCACUUGGGGUUGUGCAUAAAGACAUAUCUAUAAAACAAUUCAGCAAUCAAAUGCCUAUAUAUUGCGUUGACUAUGGUCUUCUUUAGGCCGGAGUCAAAUAAAGUCGAUCGUCGGAUCGAGCAAAGCCCAGAUUGGUCUCCCGUUGCAUCCAAGCCUCUUUCCUAUAGGAGUUCGUCGGGGCGCCUAACUCCCCGGAACACAAUAUCAGUAAUCUUAGUCAGCAGUUAUGUAGAGGUCUACCCAGACGAAAAUUCUCAACUAGGAAACUUUAGAAAAGCCCGGAUACUUUUGAGCGUGUAUAAUUAAUCAAUUUUUCAGGAAGCGCGGUGUGCAUACUGUAUACUCAUCAUGGCGGUAUACUGGGUGACCGAGGUUGUGGAGCUGGCUGUCACCGCUCUCCUUCCGUUGGUUCUGUUUCCGUUAUUUGGUGUCCUUGGAUCCAAACAAGUCUCUACUCCUNGUGGAGCUGGCUGUCACCGCUCUCCUUCCGUUGGUUCUGUUUCCGUUAUUUGGUGUCCUUGGAUCCAAACAAGUCUCUACUCCUUACUUCAAGGACACAAACGUACUCUUCUUGGGAGGCUUGAUUGUUGCAGUCGCUGUGGAACAAUGGAAUUUACACAAACGGAUCGCUCUUCGAAUUCUCUUAUUGGUGGGAGUUCAGCCUCGACGGUAGGUUAAUUGUGUACCGUUUAAAAACCAACGGUAGUGGUAUUUCUUUACGAUUAAAGUACGCAGUACUACAACCAGUAGCAACUGCCUGUAGCAUUGAGUAACCAAUCUUAUUGAGCCACAUGAACAGUAGGUUUAUUUAAUUUACGAAUCUGUUGGUCAGUUCACACAACUGCUUUAGUUUCGGUUUGCGUUACUUAAGCUAAUAAGAUAAUCCGAUUGAAAAUUUAGCCAUGGGCAGACGUAAAAUAUUGAAAUGAGUUGUGAUCGAUAAGCAAAAGUAUUUUUGUUCAACGUAAAACUAAUGAUGAGGAUAAUGAUGAUGUUGGUGACGAUGAUGAUGAUGACGACUAUGAUGAUAGCCAGUGUCUAGUGGGCAAUACUCUCACACGCCAUGCGGGAACGACAUAUUAGCGGGAUGUCUUGUACGGACGCAAACUUUCAAGGGAAGAUAAUAUUCCUGAACUGGGAAAAGUUUGAACCCACUAAUCAUUUCAUAAGUAGGUUGAGCAAGAUCGUCCGGGUGAACGCAGUCAUGAAUAGGACUGUUGUUGACAGUGACUGACUUUUCCACAACCUGAGCGGUAGUCAUCGUCAGAAAACUCUGAAAUUGACUACUGCACAGGUUGUCGAGACGUCAGUCACUGUCAACAACAACAGUCCUAUUCAAGACCACGUUCACCCGGACGAUCAUGCUCAACCUACUUAUGAGUAUCGAUUAUGAGUAUUCCUGAAGUUAUUUCGUACUAUCACGAUUUUAUCGAGAGGUAGUAGAACAGAGAACUAGAAAAUCUGGAAAGGAAGUUGUGGACCUCGGACGUUCAUAUGGUGAAACUAUCAGGUUCAUAUGGGAAGAUAGCUUUAUUUUGUAAUGUUAAAAUCAACUCUUCUUUUGUCCAUGUUUACAGGUUAAUGCUCGGCGUAAUGUUGACUACAGGGUUUCUUUCCAUGUGGAUAAGCAAUACUGCCACUACCGCCAUGAUGGUGCCUAUUGUCGAGGCAGUAUUGAGAGAAAUUAGAAACAAAAGCAUAAAGAAUAGAUUGCAGAAGAAGGACUUUGGCGAGAACAUUCAGGCGGAUGAGGUAAGAAAGCAGGCGACCCCAGUUUGCUCUGUCAUCCGAAAACCAGCCGGAAGACAAAAGACUAUUUAACAUAUUCUAUAUAAAAAUCCAGUAUCAUGACAGGCGCGGAACCAGAAAAUCUGAAAAGGGAACCAGCAGACUUGCCAGUUAGUAACAUGCGAUAUUAGUGUAUAUUCUAACGAUCCCUGAAAGCAUCCCAAAGACUCCACUGAGUUCAGACAAAGAGGGAGGGGCCGUAGCCCCUGGCACUAUUUUAAAUUCGCCCCAUAUGCAGCGAUCACUUUGAAACCAGGUUACAUGUAAACUGUUGUAGGAAUGAUUGCUACUAUCAAAAAGAUCAUUGACGAGUUGUUUCCAUUUAUCUCUACCAUCGCUGAACUUUCUUUUCAAUGAUCCUUACGAUGACAGGGAUGGUCGGUAGCAUUCACGAGGAAACCAUACCGGACUUUAAGGCAAAAAGAAAUAUUCAAAAACUUUAGAUUUACUUCUCAAGUAGUUGAAUGGUGAUUCUUUAGCAAGGCCGUUCGAGACAAAUCCAUGCACUGAGAGAUUGAACCAAAUAGUUUACCAUGACAACAGUACUAGCAGGAAAGUUUUCCUAAGUAGUUGUGGCUUGGAGUUUUAAAAGGCUCUUACUACAAAAAUACACUAUGAUAAAUCUGACAGAUGGCGUUUUUGCUUCUGCAACGGAAAAAAUGCUUUUCCCCAAACAAUAAUCCGGCUGCUUUCGUAACCUGAAGUGAGGAGUUACGUCUUUCCAGAAGUGCGUCACCUAAAAUCAUGUCAGUUGUGUAAAAUACAUUGUACUUCUCUUGAAUUGUAAGCUGCAGCAGGCCAUUCCGGCGAACGCAUCCUUUGAACUUGCCGAAAUAAAUGAGAAUCGGGAAAAGGAAGAUACUGAGAAGACGACAGCAGCAGCUCAGGAUGCUGAAAUCACCAGCAAGGGUGGGAAGACCUCUGACAGCAAAGACGCUGGUGGCCCCGUCAAAAUAGGAGAAAGGUGCUUACGGUUUCGGGAAUAACUUUUCACGCCCACUAACUUGCUAACCAAGGGAAAAGGUGCUCAGUAGAUAUAAGCCAAACAAUAAGUGCCAUGUCAUAAGUCUUUUUGGGCUCAACGUUAACAAAGUGCGAAUAACUGAAGUUUCUGACUAGAGUGUAUCUCUGUUUUAUUAUGCUAGGCCAAUGAGAGUAUCGACGCCUUAAAGUUGCUCUAUUUGUUGACUGAAGUGUAUUUUAUCAUGUUAUGCUAAUGACAGUAUCGAAUGCCUUAAAGUUACUCCAUUUGUUUUUGUUUUUAGAUCAUCAGUAAAUUAUUUUCAAGAAGAUAGUGAUAUUGAGGUAGGUCCUUGUUGAUGGGUACAUGCAUGCAUCGCCUGGAAUGAUGAUGUAAGGCGGCCCACUCACUUUGACUCUUCUAACUGGUAUCUUGAAAUAAGCCUGUUGGACAUGCUGGAUCAUCACCAAGAAUGCGACUCAAGUCUAAUUAGCCUUUUAACAAUCGAUAUAGCCUGUUCCAGUCUCCAAGAAAGUGACGAAAGCGGAUCCAGAAAAGUUCCGCGAAAACCGAGUGGGAGCUGGAGUAGUGGAGUAGUGGAGCCUGUAAGCACUGUUUUCAAUACCUCAUUCCGGUAUACCAGCUCCUGAUAUACCCUAUGAUUGGUCAAUUGCGACAAUUUACUUCAACACUUACGUAAAUCAUUUGGCUUCGCGCGCACAGAGUUUAACAAACAAGUCGAGCACUGAAACCCGCCUACAAUGCACCUUUUGACGUUCUGACAUUUUGACACGAGAAACAGUUUUUCAGGAUGGGGGGGGGGGGGGGGGAUGGGGCAUUGUUGGGUUUUUAAAAAAAUCGCCCCCCCUUCUCUUUCCGCCCUUUUAUCCGCCAAUCCUUGUUCUGCCCCUCCCCGCCCUCCCCCGGACGGCUCUCGCCGCGCAAACACCUUGCACAACUGUGCUUGUGGAACAGCGAGGCGACACUUUGCGGUGCACCCGUUUGGUUAAGAGAGAUACAUGAACACAGAACGCCGCGACGCACCCCUCACUCGGUCGUUCUGUUGUUGGGUCGUUUUACAACGCAGAAGUGGUGUUGGGGGGGGGGGGGGGGGGGGGGGUAGUGAGCUGAUUUAGGUAUUUGAAAAGAUGCUCCUCCUUCUAUCUUCUCGCCGUUAAUCGCUCAAUCCGUUUUUGCGCUCAUCCGCACUGACCGCGAGAGCCUUGCACGGGCUAACAACCUAUACAGAAGUCGUGAUUGGAAACAGAGUGGCUACAUUACGGUGUACCAUCAGUUGAUGGCUAAUUAAACCGCAAUAUCAACAGAAACGUCCAGAUUUUAUUGUCUCUGACUACUUCGCCUUCAUCCGGGUGGGGUGGUUCAACCAUAUAAUUCUGUAUGAAAAUAACCCUGAAAUGUCUGACAUUAAAUUUGAGGAGAUUUCAUUUUCAGAACGCCGAGACUCAUUAUUACAACAGAUUUUGCAAAGGCAUGAUGUUAGCUGUUGCUUACGCUGCUAAUGUUGGUGGUACUGCCACGCUGACGGGAACUGGUCCAAAUCUUGUGUUUGGUGGACAGGUUAACCAGUAAGUCAUUUUACAUCAGUAGGCCGUAAUUUUUCUCGCAGAAAAUAAUAUAGGUGCUGUGUUAAUAAACGAGGGUCUGGAUGGGGUUAACUGACAACUGACAAAUGGCCAAAAUUUUAACUGACAACUGACAGAUUGCUUAAAAUUUGACUGACAACUAACAUUUGUCUUGGCAAAGGUUUUACUGACAAAUGACAAAGGUCCUGAUCGUCCUUUAUUUUCUACAAAACCCAUUUUUAAGACCUUUUAGUAGCAUUGUUUCACUCUUUUCGUCAGACAAUUAAUUUGAUAAAAUGUGCGUUUAUUUGGGUAAUCUUAGUUUUCGAAUUCAGUGUUUAAUUUGCAUUAUGUAUGCCUUUUUAGAUAAAUUUCGGAUUAGAAAUAAACAAAUAAGAUCCAUAUAUAGUUAAUUAUUUACAAUCAUUUCACUGACAACUGACAAAUGACCUAAAAUUCAACAGACAACUGACAAACGGCCAAAAUUUAAACUGACAACUGAUAUUUUACCCCAUUCCAUACUAAAUUAUUAAUAAUCAUUUAACUGACAUUUGACAAAUGACCUAAAAUUCGAUUGACAACUGACAAAUGGACAAAAUUUUAACUACUGACAACUGACAUUUCUACCCCAUCCAGACGCUCAUAAAACAAGUCUGUAUAAUCAACUGUAUUUUUUUACAGGAACCUCCUCCGUUGUAAGAAAUUACUACCUUUAGUAUACAGUAUUGAUUGGUCUAGAGAUAAGAUAACUGCCUUCGACAAUUACCUGCUCAUGCGCAGUAUGUAAAAAGGCCGGGCUUUUCUGCUGCAGAAAAUGCUCUGGUCGUGCGCAGUUUGAUAGGGGUGUUGUAUUUUCUCGACCUUUACUGGCAAUAUUGAUGUCUAAGAACAAAGUUCAUCAUUUCAAAGUGCUCCAAAAUCAAGUACAGUUCAAUUCUAGCCUCUUCCUAAAUGCUCGUAAAAAAGUUUGGAGGUUUUCGGUCGAUCUCAUAAUCUACAGCAACUGAAAAUGUUGUUAAUGAGAUAAUUGAGAUAACUUCUUCUAAUUGCCUCUAAGCGUUUCUGACUGAAACUUGCAACCCGUUUAGUUCAAUUUCGAAAAAGGUUUCAGUAAAUCACCUUUAUAAUCAAUUAACACUUAAUGUUUUCCAGUCUUUUCCCCGAGAGUCCCGGCUUCAGCUUUGCCAUGUGGUUUGGUUACUCAUUUCCUCAAAUGGUUAUCCUUCUGUUUGUUGCUUGGAUCUGGAUUCAGCUAUUAUUCUUAGGAUUCAAGUAAGUCAUAGUUUGUAGCACCUUUGAGAGUGAUUUCCCUGUUAGGUGGUGUCUAUGGAUGAACCAGAAACGUUCUAUUUCACCUACAUAAGAACCUCAAAACCGAACUGAUAAUCCUGGAAUAAAACCAAGAGGAAGCCACGAAGAUGAACAAUAGUUCAAUAUCCGAUCUCAGGCUAUUUUGUUCUUGGAAGGCUCUAUAAAACUUUUAACUAAAACCUAACACGCAUAGAUAUUUUCUAUUUGCCUUUCCAUUUAGCUUCCGUAAAUGUUUUCACAAGUAUGUCUCCAAGGAGCGAAGAUCACGGAACAGAGUCAACCAGCAAACAAAGGUCGUCAGAGAGCUUUUGGAGAAUCAGUACCGAGCACUAGGACCAAUGUCGUAAGAUUAACAAAAAUAAAUCUUGUAUAUGGUUACAAAAACUUGUAUAAUGUAGUUAUCCGCACAUCAUAUCCGUGUCCAAGGAUAGAACCCCUUCAGAAUUUCUCUUUAUUUGUUUCGAUUCUUGUAUUUCUAAUAAGGUUUGCUGAGAAAGCCGUCCUUGGUCAUUUCAUCCUGUUAGCGUUGCUGUGGCUGUUUCGUGAACCCAAAUUUAUGGACGGAUGGUCCAUAGCAUUCAAAAAAGGGUAAGUGUGCGUUACUUGCUUUAUUGAUAACAUCAAUGUGACACCUUCAUAAAUUUAACUUGCUCUUUUUUCCAGCUACGUUAGAGACGCCACAGCAGCGAUGACGGUAGCGUUCUCACUGUUUGUAUUCCCUUCACAAAGACCAAGAACCUUUGCUCUUGAUGGAUCAGGUAAUAAAAAAAUAACAAAAUGCUGAAUGUUGAGUCGAAACAACUUUUGAAUUUACUUUCUAACUUUCUAAAAGAUUGAAAGCCAACCAAACGCAGGAAGAGCGCGGCAUAUAGCUUCCCGCCAAGAGACACAACGUGCGGGAGGGCGACAUUACUUCAUAAGUCCGAAGAAGUUUAUAUGGACAUAGCUCAUACUAGUAACAAUGAAUACACCUGGUCAUAUGUGGUUGUAAGUGAUUUAAAUGAGAUAUUUGAACCAAUGAAUACAUAUAAUCGAUAUAUACUCGGUACAGGUACACAGUGGAAAGGCAUGAUAAACUUGAGACUUCCGCCGGAGUAUUUGGCAACGUCCAUAUGGAUGGUUCCUGAUUUUCUAACGAAGUAAUUCAUUUUAUGAUGCUUUUUAUGAUGCUAUGGUCAUCCAUAUGAUGUGUAAGUGUCAUCCAUAUUAGGGAACAGGAAUUAUCGUGAUGCUGUUUGUUAAUAGCCGAGUUGUUCAAAGCUGGGCUAAGAUAACCCAGGGUUAGUGCGAGAUUUGAAUUCAGAUUUGAAAGCUUAAAAAGCAUUUCAGUUUUAAUUCUAUUUGUCUACAUGUUGAUGAUUGGAAGCUCUAAAAAUAAAGGAGAAAAUUAUCCAAGAAAACGCUUUUGAGCACAAGAAAAAGAAACCAGGGUUAAAUUUAACCCCAAGUUAAGCGCUGAUCGGCCUUCGAACAACUGGGCCCAUUGGUGUACAGGGUUUUUUACUACAACCAGUACUCGAUACAGUAUAAGGAAUAAAAUUUCAGGUUUGGUCCAGAUUUAUAAGGUUUAUUCGUGCGGGUAUGUUUUCUAUAGUGAACAAGCUGCCAUCCGGUCUACUGGAGUUCAGAACCAUGUGUAAGAAGUUUCCAUGGCAUCUUGUUAUUCUGCUUGGUAGUGGAUUUGCUCUGGCGGAGGCUUGCAAGGUAGGUAUAUGCCAACCUCGUUCCCAGGACCCUCUCCCACUCGAGCCCGGGAGCGAGAGACAAAGAGACAGUUUGCUCUCUCUCUCUCUCUCUAAACAAUGACAUGUCAUUCUUCCAAUUAUUUUAGUAUUGUUUGGCUUCUCUUCCGAGCAGCUGCUACAUGACCCCUCUCUCCCUCGCUGCGACGGACGAGUAGGAGAGGACCCUGGCAACGAAGUUGCUCAUAUGCGAUAAAACUGUUUUAUACAACUAAUAUUCACUCUUAGAUGAAUAAUCUGCUCCAUGGUGAAAAUCUUCAUUUACCCACCGCUUUACCAAGUUUUUUUUUCUACGUGAGGAAAAAGAUAUAGCGCAGAAUGCGAUAAGACAGAUGGAGAGAUGGUGGGCCAAGUUACUAGACAGGGGAAGGCGGUCGAACUAAUUUGUGAUACACUCCGGCUUUAUCUACGUCUUUCACUUAUAGUUAGUUCUGAGAACCUGUGCCAUAGUCUUAACCUUAUGAGACUCUGGACGAAGUCCUGUGGUGUUAGUUAUAACUCAAAUGAACCCUCUUCCAUUCAGCAGUACUUUAAAGUUAAACAAUAAGUAAUGUGUCUGGAGUUUUGGAAUUUAAUAGUUUUGAUUUUGACUUGUUUUCAGGAGUCCGGCCUGUCAGAAUGGGUAGGAACACAGUUGAAACACCUCGACGCCAUCCCACCAGUUGCGAUCGUAAUCUGUAUUUGUGUAAUGAUCACCACUUUCACUGAAUUUACGUCGAAUGUAGCAACCGCGACAAUAUUUUUACCGAUAUUGGCCUUCUUGGUGAGUGCUACUUGGAGAGAGGAAGCGCAAUUCUAG